Messenger RNA from Amoebophrya sp. A120, 2233 nucleotides. The record is from the annotation of a GenBank genome assembly. Lineage: Eukaryota; Dinophyceae; Syndiniales; Amoebophryaceae.
UUGCCAAUUGCGAGCACUAACGAACAACUGUAAAAUAAUAAUUUUGUCGGUAGAAUAAACAUAAAGGCAAGCGAUUUUUGUGUUUCAAUAUGGGGCAAAGGCAGUCGAAGGGGCUUCGCAGGCAGCCUCCGGAACCGUCGCCGACGGACGCCUCCAGUGCACCCGCGGGCGGAGGACUAUUAAGGCGUCGACCCGGGAUGCAGUGCUACCGGCCAGUCGCGUACGAGUCGGAUCAGGCUACUUGUCCGCAGUGCAGCCGGUGCUUUCGGCCCGAAGCGUUCUUUCGCGUCGACGCGCGUAAAUGCCUCGAAUUGCACAUGCUGCAACGGCAUGACAUCACCUCUGACGGUAAGAAGCCACCGCCCUUGGGCCUAUUCCCGGGCUACACUCGUCCGACGAGAGGACGAGCCGCCGGCUCCUGCACCUUCGCCCCGCCCACCCGCAGCAGCAGCGCUCUCGUAACCGACUCUGAAAGCGACAACUCGGAGCGCGGCAUUAGCUGGAGUCGCGUCUUCAAAUGCAUGGAAAACUACGUUGGAGUUUCCGCAGAACGACAACUCGAACGAGAAUUGUAUGAGCUGUGUGCGGGUGACGGAACAGUCGAGUCCUCUGGAACCGAUUACCUGCGCCUGAUCGAGCUCCUCGAUUUGGAUCCGGUCGUCUUCGAAAACGAGCAAAAUCGCCGCCAGCAUUACAAACAAAUACUUUCUGAGCAAGCGGAAGACCUGCGUUUCCGUAUCCGCCAUUCAUCGAGCGCGCACUCCAGCUCCGCUCAUCUAGCCCAGCUUGACAGUGAGGCGCUCGCUCCAGUCCGUCCGUGGAACAAACUCUUCAAACAAACACGUUCCGGAGAAGGCGUGCGUGACCCACCCAGCGGUUCGCUCCAGGACAUUAAUCGCUCCAGCAACAGCAACACCAGCAACCCGCCUUCGGCGAAUUCGAUUUGCCUGAUGUUGGCAGAGAGACGAAAUUCGCUCAUGGAGAAACGCAGGAAAGAAUUUUCUGCUGAAAAGUUUUUUGUGCGUCCCCUAGGACCCGGCGAAAAGCCCUGGGGGUUGCGAAAAAUUGUAAACCUGAAUGCCAAACACGGGCCCAAGCAAGUGACGCCGCUUGUUGCAGCCGUGCUCAGCGGGCGGCGUGAAGUGGUGCAGUUGCUCCUCAACACCAUCAAGAGCGAGCCGGUCCACACAAUGCUGGCUUACGCCACAUCCUGCGGACUCCCGCACGCAGCGGCAGCAGUGAAAAACCUCACUUCAGGAACGCUGCGUAGAUGGCAUGAGUCGGGCAAAUUAACAAGUCGUGGACACAGACCGCACGACAAAGAGAUUCAGUUCGACGAGACGAGUGGGACGGGCGAAACCGCACUCUCGGCUGCUGUACGAAACACAGAUUCGGACUCUAGUGGUGACAUCGUGAAGGACCUGCUCGUAUCCACUGCAAAGAUGUCCGGAUCUGGGAAGUUGUAAUGCUAAAUCUCGGAUGAUCGCCAAGGCCAAUGCAACAGCAUACCCACACUUCGCAGGCAAGCAUAACAAAGUUUGUUUGCUCCGUGAAUGUGCGUAUUCCGAGAGAGAAAUCGCGUUCUUGCGAUAAGUACAAACAAGCGAAGGUCAUCUUGCUCUUGCGCAAGAUGCAUUAUACAAACAAACUCGACAGCCAGUUUGGCUUCGCACAAGCAUUACAAAUUUCCAGACCCAGAUAUAUUUGCAAUCCAUAUCUCGAGUGUUACGAGGCCAAUCUCGACGCACGUACUGCUGAGGCGCCCGAGGAAGAAGCGAUCCACGUGGAGCAGGUUGCUAAGAUGUUAUUGGGCGACAAUCCAGCAGAGACCGUCCGCAUGCUCGGCCGGAAUGCGAUAGCAGCCUACGUGGCUCACUUCAUCCGCCGGCGGCAGAGGGACAGUCGCGUGGGAGGCAGUUUGGGCGACCCCCAAGCCGGAAUGGAGUCCGAUAUUUCUUCGGUUGCGGGCCGUUGCGUGGAUCUCUGUGCGCAAAUUGGGGUCCAAGUGGAGCUGCAGCGCGCAAAAAGCGAGCCCGAGUGCCACGUGUGUUACGAACCAUGUCGUCCUCCGAUUUUCGCAGUCAAUCCGUGCGGACACGCGCCAUUCUGCGAGAGUUGCGCCGACUACUUGAUGAUCGACUACUUCAUGAUCGAUGACUUCCAGAAACGGUGUCCGGUCUGUAGAGGUAACAUCACCGGGUUUUUGAAAGUGUACAUGCGGGACCAAGAAUAA